AAUGAAGAGUUUUUUUUGUAUGGCGAUUUGAAGCAAUUAAUGUGGAAAAUUGAUUUUUCAACAACUUCGAAAAAUGAGUAAUUGUGACGGUCCGAUAUUAUAUGUAAUUGUUGUCGGUUUUCAUCACAAAAAAGGUUGCCAAGUGGAAUACUCCUUUCCUGCUCUGGUGCCAGAUGCGCCCAACGAAUGCCCGCAGGGAUGGAAGUACUUGCCGACACUCGCACUACCCGAUGGUUCACAUAAUUAUGAUGAGGAUACGGUUUACUUUCAUCUACCUAGCUUAACCGAUCCCAAGAAAACUGUGUACGGUAUCUCUUGCUAUAGACAAAUACCGGUUGAUAAAAUUAAAAAUCGAACCGCCGACAUAACAAGGGGAACUGUGCAAAAGUCGGUAUGCGUACUUAGCAAAUUACCUUUAUAUGGUCACAUACAAGUGAAAAUGGCACUUAUCACACAUGCCUACUUUGAUGAAGGCGAUUUUAGUAAAGUCUCUCUUUUGGAGGAUACCUACCAUCAUCUGAAUUCUGUUCUUUUACAAAAUGAACUGUUAGCUCAGACAUUUGUAGGGUUGUCUGCACGAGAUUUGAUACUCCAGUGGAGGCACAAAGCGCUGCUUUUAUUUAAACUGCUUCUGCUCGAGAGAAGAGUAAUUUUUUACCGUUCACCCGUUCAGCCACUUUGCUCCACAAUUCUUACGCUGCUCUCUCUCCACCCCCUUAUGAUCGAAAAGGGUCUGGAGCAAUCUGCGUCUGUUAAAUUAUCGCGCCCGAUGUCGCCGAUGCCCGAUUUUUCAGAUGACGAUAGUCCAGUGUCGACGCCCACUCACAAACCGAACAAUCACGUCGCUAUGGAUAAUUCAAUUCAUCGACAGGAGGACGAUAUUGAGGAGAAUAAAAAUGUUGACGAAACAAAUGCAAAUUUGAUAUCGGAGGUUCAUACUGAAAUUGGCGUUGAGGUUACUGAAACCGCCAGUCCGAAUAAAACUAAUGAAUCCGAUAAAAAUCUAUGUAGAGAUGUAAGUAACGAGGCUAUUGGAGAGAAUGUACAGAAUAGUCUAAAUCUUUUGGCUCAAAUCGAUCUCGAACAUUGUGGUGUUCCAUUGCCUAUUUUUACCAAGGGUUGUCUAUGUCUUCCAUAUUUAUCGCUACCAUACUUGGAUUUACUAAACGAUAUGAAAGUUCGGGGAUACGUAGUUGGCGCGACUAAUAUAUUAUUUAAACAAAAAAGGCAGCUUAGUGAUGUUCUAGUGGAUAUUGAAAAUAUGAAAAUUGAAUGUCAGGAUAUUGACUUGAGGAAGCAGUUACAUUUAACCACCGAAGAUUUGAGGUUUGCCGAUUAUAUAGUGAAACACGUUUCUGAGGACAAACAUGAUGUUUUCUUGGAUGGAGUUGGAUGGGAAGGUGGCGAUGAAUGGAUAAGAGCUCAAUUUAAAAUUUACCUUUUAUACCUUUUAAAAACUUCAUCUUUGCCAGAUGGAAGUAGAGAAAUGGAACAUUUUAAUAUUACUUACAUGACAGCUCUAAAGGAUACACAUUGUUUUAAAAUAUGGAGAAGUAGGGAUCAUUCCGGGUUGGACAGUAUCAGUGCAGGUCAUCCGUUUGCUGGCCAAUUAUCUGUAUCCGACAUGAAGUUACGUUUAGCGCACACAAUGCAAAAUAGUGAAGGAGGUAGGAAAUUCAACCAAGCGAUGGCAUCGACAGGAAGAGCUGUUGCAACCACAAGUAAAGCCGUUGGCGGCGCUUUAUCUCAAGCAAAAGGAGCGUUCUCAAACUGGUGGAGUAAUCUAUUGGUUAGUCCCGAUGUUCAAAAAGGUCUCGAAGCUACAAAUGAAAAUAUAAAUGAAGAGGAACAUUGUUCAAAUCAUAUAGAAGAGUCCGUGGAUAGUCUUGAUGUGCAUUUAGCGAAUGGGUGUGUUAUUCAGGAGGGUUACGAGGAAAAUAUAAACUCUAGUACUAGCGAUAGUAAUAAUUUUGUUAAUAAAAGUUCCAUUUCUAAUAGGCAAGAGACAAAUAUAGAAGAAGAAACCAUUAUAACUGGCAGGAUACAUACUGUUUAGGAUGCUUCAUUUCGUGUGAUUAUGUGAUAUUUAAAUACUAGCUUCAAUAAUGUAUGGGUUAUAUUUAAGUACUACUGUUGAGUCCUUUCAGCUAUUUUCCUCGUCGGUUAAAGUUUGUAGCUAAGCGUACUUUUUUAAUUACUACUUAUUGUCUACUAGCGCAACAAUCUAAUUGUUAAAGAUUAUGACAAUUCAGAACUGAUUUUGUUUAAACUAUAACAAAUUUUUUUAUUUAUUAAUGGUACAUUUUUCUAUUGUUAUAGAU
Messenger RNA from Photinus pyralis (common eastern firefly), 2321 nucleotides. RefSeq names its product late secretory pathway protein AVL9 homolog. Gene Ontology annotation, cellular component: cytoplasm. The record is from RefSeq and is a predicted model, not a curated record. The transcript is spliced from 8 exons. Bases 74 to 2056 code for a protein of 660 amino acids. NCBI's taxonomy places the organism in Eukaryota, Metazoa, Arthropoda, Insecta, Coleoptera, Lampyridae.